CCAAUCAGAGCGCCUUAUAUUCUGACGCCUGCUCAGUUAUCUCUCCGCGGCUGUAGUUGUUUCGGCGGCGACAUCAAUUUUGGAAAAUCAACAUAAACCAUGGCAGAAGAUCACACAGGCAUGGACCAGAGCAGGGAGAGCCAUGCAGCUCUAGGGAAAUACAGGCUGACAUGCUUCUACAAUACUCCUCCCCUCCAGAAGAUGGAGGAUACCGACAGGUCCACCACGGAGAAGUCGUCUAAACAGAAAGUGGAUCUUCAGUCUCUCCCAACACGGGCAUAUCUGGACCAGACUGUUGUGCCAGUCCUUCUACAGGGGCUCUCUGUGUUAGCCAAAGAACGGCCUCAUAAUCCCAUUGAAUUUCUAGCUGCACAUCUCCACCAGAACCAGUUUCAAUAUGAGGACCGCAUCUAACACCUCUGAAGAAACUACACUGGUCGACUUAUCAUCAGAGACAAGCUGUGUGUUUUCAUUUAGCAUCUGAAUUGUAAAGUGUUUUUUUUUUUUUCUAUACUGUAUGUACCGGCUGGAGUAUACUGAUUUCUUAUUAUUUUCUACGAUACAUGUUUGUUGAACAAACACUUUUUUCCCCCACAUAUUCCCAUUAAAUACCCAUGACUGAUAUCAAA
Molecule: messenger RNA, 629 nt
Organism: Oncorhynchus nerka (sockeye salmon)
Lineage: Eukaryota; Metazoa; Chordata; Actinopteri; Salmoniformes; Salmonidae
Product: protein dpy-30 homolog
Exons: 4
Coding region: 100-414 (104 amino acids)
Source: RefSeq, a predicted model, not a curated record